Molecule: messenger RNA, 2941 nt
Organism: Hypomesus transpacificus
Lineage: Eukaryota; Metazoa; Chordata; Actinopteri; Osmeriformes; Osmeridae
Gene: pphln1
Product: periphilin 1
Exons: 11
Coding region: 325-1464 (379 amino acids)
Biological process (GO): protein localization to heterochromatin; negative regulation of gene expression, epigenetic; negative regulation of DNA-templated transcription
Cellular component (GO): nucleoplasm
Source: RefSeq, a predicted model, not a curated record
AAAAGGUGACUAAAUGGCAACGAUCAGAAGAUUCGGUCAUACUUUUGCGAUCGUAAAUCUUUAUUUAUAGAAUAAUUUACUUGGACUUGCCAUGUGAUAUUCAUAUUGCUAUUCGGUAUCAGUCUGACAUAAAUAUAGGUUUCUUAAGUCUGUUUAAGAUAAUUGUGAGAACAAAGCAUGGACGGCUGUGCAGCUGUCUACAACGUUUCAGUGAGGGACAGCUAGCUAGCUAGCUAUCUUAAAGUUAGCAUAUUGUUGCUACUUGUUCGUUUUGAAGAUUUGGAUUAGGUAAUCAUCAACAAUUCUCAAACUCUUGAACUAACAAUGGCAUAUAGGAGGGAACGGAACAUCCGUGAGGUAUAUGAGGAACGCUUCAUACAGGACAGAGCUGGGCCGUACCCUCGUGGCCCUGGAGCAGCGGAGAGGAGGUCCACUUUAGGUCGGCCAGAGGAGGAAUAUAGCCGGGCAUUUGAGUACGAGGGCCCAGCCCGCUUCUACCCCAAUGGAGGCGCCCCACGCAGUUACCAUGGCGAGGAACAGAGAGGAUACCAUGGCGAUAGCCUGCAUUUUCCGCCCGAGCGCAGGGCUGUUCCUCCCGCUAGAAGAGAGGACCCAUACCUCUACAGAGGACCCAGAGAGGAGCCACACACAACACGCCAGAUGGACUUUAGAAGCAGCAGCCGCGCUGUCGCCCCUCCCAGCGUGCGGGGUCAGAUGUACCCCGCCCCUCGCUCCCUUUCAGCCGUGGUGCCAGAGGGGGGUGAUGACACUCUGAUGCAGGCCAUCCUCAACCUGGACAGAAGCGAGGAGAGAGAUCCCUACAGGAGGAAGGGGCAGUUCCCCCCCGUGAGGGAGCGCUCCCCCCAGCGCAGAGACGUGCCUCCCUCCCCCCACAGUCGCUCCGGGUCCUCGGUCAGCAGCAGAGGGUACUCCCCGGACAGGGCCAAGGGGCUGGCCUACCCCCCGCAGGGAAAGAGUGUGGACUGUCCCCAGGGACACGGUGGAGGAGCAGAUCUCCUCUGGGGGACACUGUACCCCCCGCAGGCCGGACAUGACUUCCUGGACAAAGACCGACCAGCAGGCCUUUCUGUCAGUGCGUCCAGAGAUGGUUCACCUCAGAGCACAGCGUCCACCUCCAAGGAAGAGGCACAUGUGCUGGACGGAGACCAUAACGAGGGGCUGGGCGCUGUGGAUGAAAGCCACAAGAUCUUGGAGGACUUCAAGGAGAGACGAGCUCAGGCCAUCGCUGCCAAGGCUCACGAGAUAGAGAAGGUGUUCAGGCAGGACUGCGAGACCUUCAGCAUGGUUGUGAAGAUGCUCGUGGAUAAGGACGCCUCUCUGGAGUCUCAGCUGCAGAUGCCGCUCAUGGAGAACAUCGUGGAGCUACGCGAACGCUGCUUCAACGACCUCAAACACUUUGUGUCCGAGCUGGACCAGGUGGUACUGCAGGAGCCCUCUAUGUGAGAGGCCGACCAAUCACAGCACACCUUCUAGAGAGAGAGAAAGAGAGAGAGAUACUUAUGGCCAGUUCACAGAGACGAUGGCCAAAUGUGAGCCGACUUACUGCAGCCCUACAAACAGGAAGUGAAUACUGUGUGUCGAGGAGACACGAUGACCUCAGCUGGGUGGUAGCUAACCAGGAGAUUAAACCUAGCACCAUCCAAUGGAUUUAAGUGGACCACCAAUGUUCUCAUGUUUGGCAAAAAGCUCUGAACAUUUGAGAUGAAACAGUGUUGAACUUCUUGAACUUAUUUUAUUUUUACCAGCAGAGGGUAUUGGUUGUACAAUGUCCUGAGUGGCCUCAGUUCAGGAGUUCAAACACCCUAAACAAACAAUUCACAAACCUUCUAUUCUUCUGUUUCCAUAGAAACGUUGUCAUUGAGCCAGUCUUUGUGGCUCUCACUGGGUUUAAGGAGAGCUGUUGUGUUCUGAUGAAGACCUCUAGCAUCAAAAUAUAUGUUAUAGUGUGUUCUAAAUUUGGCCUUGCAACCUCAUGUAAUGUAACAGUACCUGUAAUACCUGUCUUCUCAGCUGUGUAUGGAUUUAGGACACUGUUACCAACCACUCUGAUUUGGUGGUGGAUAUGACUGUUUUUCCUGACAACGGAUUUGAUUGUUUGUGUUGUGUUAUGUUGCUUAAAAGACAUUGAACAAGAGCAGUGAAUAAAACAGGAAUUUGAAAUGCACAUCGUCGACUCGACCAGCCUCCAGUCUUUAAACCCCAGGUAUGUCGUGGAGAUCAGAAUCAUGAAACUAUGUGAAGGUGACGUCCCACAUCUCACAUGAACACAAGGUCAUUUUUAAGUAAAAAAAACAUUUUCAAAUGUGGAUUUGAAUCCAGGCUGUUGCGUUACUGCCCCAGCAUAUCUGAAAGAGCAUACACACUAACCCAGUGAGCUAACUACUGCCCCAGCAUGUCUGAAAGAGCAUGCACACUAACCCAGUGAGCUAACUACUGCCCCAGCAUGUCUGAAAGAGCAUGCACACUAACCCAGUGAGCUAACAGGGGAGCCCUGCUUUCUUCUGGUUUUCUGACACCCCAACUCUGCAGGUUGUUACAACUACAUAGUUCAAUGUCACAUUUAAAUGUUGAGUGGAGAUGAUGAUCCCUGAUAGCUCAGUGGUUAAGGAUGUGGGCUGCUGUGUGAGGGGUCUUCUGUUCAAUCAUGCCACUGAGCCACAGGGGUUUCCUGCAAAGUUGCUUUCUACAAGACGGUGUGAUUUACCUUAUGACAUUACUAAAUGACAAAGGACAAAGUACGUUUUGUAUGUUGUGAAAGUUUGCUUAAGGAUUUCGAAGAACAAAAUACUGUGACAAUAAAUAGACUUUUCUUGAAUAGACUUAUCUCUGCCAUAUGGUUAAAUAUGAAACAGAAAUGUACAGCUUACCAUCUAUUAGGGAUGGGAAUCUUUUGGUACCUCACGGUUCGAUUCUUUGGGUC